Molecule: messenger RNA, 586 nt
Organism: Perca fluviatilis (European perch)
Lineage: Eukaryota; Metazoa; Chordata; Actinopteri; Perciformes; Percidae
Product: lectin-like
Exons: 3
Coding region: 1-522 (173 amino acids)
Source: RefSeq, a predicted model, not a curated record
AUGCAUCCAGUCUGCGUGAAUGUCAGAGGAUCAGAUGUGACUUUUCUCUCCAUCAUCACCCCUAUGAACUGGACUGAAGCCCAGAGCUACUGCAGAGCUAACCACACAGACCUGGCCAGUGUGAGGAACAUGACAGAGAACCGGAUGGUACUGGCUGCUGGAGGAAACCGUCCCUGGGUCUGGAUCGGCCUUUUCAGAGACUCCUGGAAGUGGUCAGAUGGACGAACCUCCUCAUUCAGCUUCUGGAAGACCGGGCAACCUGAUGACAAGAACGGGAACGAGGCUUGUGUGGCUGCAGACUUCAGCCAAUCAGGAGCCUGGGAGGACUGGUCCUGUGACAUGGAGAGAGCGUUCAUUUGCUACGGUCCAGCGGUUCCUGUUUCAAAGAAAGUGCUGAAAGUGAAGUUUGAGAACAAGAACAAUGUGGAUCUGAAUGACCCUGCUGUGAUGGAGGCCAUGUUGAAGCAGGUAAAUCAGGUUUUAUACUUUUAUACUAAAACAGAACAACCAAAUGACUCUUAAAAGCAAAUUAAAAGAAGAUAAAACUUUAUUCACCUUCCAGCAUUAAAGAAACCGUGUGAGGAGG